AUGACUACCUCUGAUUAUGCCAAAAUUUUCUCUACCAUUGCCGAGGAAAGCGAUAAUUAUACAUUGACUGGUACCAGUAAUAGUAUUGUAGCUGCCCGGGUGUCGUAUGUGUUCAAUUGGACCGGUCCAUCAAUGAUGAUAGACACCGCCUGUUCAUCAUCUCUGGUUGCUGUCCAUCUAGCUUGUCAAGCUUUACGAUCAGGAGAAUGUGAUAUGGCUAUAGCAGGUGGGGUCAACUCACUGAUGACACCAGAUAUAUUUAUACAACUAAGUAAAGCUGGUAUGAUAUCGCCUACGGGAAAAUGUCAGGCUUUCUCUGAAAAUGCUGAUGGAUACGCCAGGGGUGAAGGGUGUGGCAUUAUUAUCUUAAAACCACUAGAACAGGCUUUGAAAGAUAAUGAUCCUAUCUGGGGGACUAUUGUUACAGCUGUCAACCAUGAUGGCCAAACAGUCACACCAAUCACAGCACCAUCUCCCCAGCAACAAGAAUCACUACUCGACAUAGUGUUUGACAGAUAUAGAAUUAAUCCAGAAUCAGUAGACUAUAUCGAAGCACACGGGACCGGAACCAAAGCAGGUGAUCCAGUAGAAGUAACAGCUCUUGGUAAAUUCUUUCAGAAAGAUACAAAUUCCAAACAGAGACUAAUAGGAUCUGUAAAAACUAACAUUGGACAUCUAGAAUCGGGUGCUGGUGUAGCUGGUCUAAUUAAAGUUUUACUGAUGCAUAAACAUCGGGAAAUCGUCCCAUCCCUUCAUUUUGAUAAACCCAGAUUAUAG
Messenger RNA from Patella vulgata (common limpet), 777 nucleotides. Its product is annotated as phenolphthiocerol/phthiocerol polyketide synthase subunit A-like. The transcript is spliced from 5 exons. Lineage: Eukaryota; Metazoa; Mollusca; Gastropoda; Patellidae. The coding region runs from base 1 to 777 and encodes 258 amino acids. Gene Ontology annotation, biological process: fatty acid biosynthetic process. Gene Ontology annotation, molecular function: 3-oxoacyl-[acyl-carrier-protein] synthase activity; fatty acid synthase activity. The record is from RefSeq and is a predicted model, not a curated record.